CCAUUUGUAAACAUGGAUGGUGAUUUAGAGUUAAUGUAACGUGUGGUACAAUAUGUUUUGUUGAGGGUUGUUGUAUCAAACGGGUUAAAAGUCUACAGAAAUGGGGUUGAGAGUGUUUGAUAUAAUGGCGAGUAAACCAGACAAGACAAAGAAGAAGCGGACAGGGUCAGAAUGGUCAAAGACUGGCAGCUUUAUGAACAAACCAGAUCGAGGCUGGAUCCACCCUGACGUACAGCUUCAUGUUGACAGUGGAAUCUGCUAUGGAGUCCGGUAUAUUGGAUGUUUGGAGGUAAAGGAGUCGAUGAGAAGCCUAGAUUUUGACACACGGACAAGUCUUGCCAGAGAAGCCAUUAGCCGAGUUUGUGAAUCAGCUGGGAUGAAACCGUUAUCAAAGAAAAAAAAGGAUAAGAAAUUGAGCAAGAUGUUGGGAGAGAGGCCAGAGAUGCAGUAUGCUGGAUCAAAUGUCAACCUGACCAUAACUACAGAGGCACUUACCCUGAUGAUAAUGGAGUCUGGUGAGAUGAUUGCCAACCAUCAGAUGCCUGGAAUAUCUUUUGCAUCGGGAGGAGAUUCAGAAACAUUAGACUUUGUAGCUUACGUGGCUAAGGAUGCUGUAAAUGGACGAGCGUGCCAUGUCCUGGAAUGUGGAGGUGGUUUGGCUGAGGACGUCAUCACCACCAUAGGGCAGGCUUUUGAGCUCCGCUUCAAAGAAUAUCUGAAGAACCAGCCCAAACCAGUCACAGCGCCAGACAGAAUGGAGAACCCUAUUAGUGAGGGGGAUGCGUGGGGAGAGGACCAUGAAGGAGAUUAUUAUAAUGACCGACCUGGAGCACGCCCACCCUUGACACAAGCUUCAGAAUAUGCUGUUCCCACCUCCAACUUACCUGUAAGUGAUGGAAUGUAUUCUUCUGUGAAAGACCCACCAUUGUAUGACGAGGCAAAGGAGCACUCGCUCAUUGACUUCUCAGAUGCUGAAGUUGCAGAAAUCUAUGACAAUAAAGGAAAUGUGAAUGGCGCCUACAAAUUUGAUACAGAUAACGUGUAUGACAACAAAGAAAAUGUCAUCUCCUCCCCAGAGAAAAAUGGAGCUGCAGAUCCAUUUGACAUGGAACCGUUCAAUGCGGGCCUACCAUCAGAUCAGGAGACUUUCCGCCGACACCCUGACGUGCCACUUUCUCCUCCAGACGUGCCUCCUCAAUCUACCUCCAACAUAGCACCUGUGUUUGAGGACUGGUAUCACGGUGCAUUGCCAAGGAAACAGGCUGAAAAGUUAUUACAGAAGGAUGGUGACUUUCUGGUGCGACAGAGUUCCUCUGACCCUGGCCAGUUUGUACUGUGUGGGAAACAGGAUGGCUCUAUAAAGCAUCUGCUACUUGUGGAUCCUGAUGGUGUGGUGAGGACCAAGGACCGGGCCUUUGACAGUGUGCCCCAUCUCAUCCAGCAUCAUCGCACUCACAGUCUGCCAAUCAUAUCACAGGAGAGUGAGCUUCACCUUCUUCGUCCAAUCAGCAACGCUUACACAAACUGCUGAAGGAUGUGUAUACCAGAAAAAAAAGUGUCAUAUUUUGUCUCGUGGUGUCAGGGUCAUGACCUUGAAAUGUGACAGAUGUUUACUCAAGAGGUCAAGAUGUGUCUAUAAUGACACAGCAUGUGUACUCGAUCAGACAUGCUCGUAUGUUUAUAUUGUACUACAGAGAUGUAGUGUCUAUGGAAUAAUCAUUCAAAUGUAGAGAGUCCAUGGACAUAAAUUGUUUGCUAAUAACUGGUAAAAUCUGAUAACCUAUUAUUGAUAGCUGGGUUUCUUACUCCCCACAUUAUUGAUAACUGGUUAUCAUUGAUACUUUAUUCAGUGUCAUAUAUUUUCCUGUUUAAUCAUGAUAGACACAACACAUGUAAUUUUACAUGGUUCAGACUCAAAUUCAUGAUAAAAGAAACUUUGAUGUAGGAAUGAACUGCAACUAAACAGGAAAUGUAGUCCUCACUUAGUUUAUUGAAGAAUUAACUGGACUUUGAAAGUCAAAUGAAAAGAAUUUUAUUUCACAAAACCAUAUUUUAUUUUUUGAUUAAAAUCAUAGAACAAAGUGGAUAGGACCUUUCUUAUCCAACUUCCAAUGUUUAGUUGUCAACUAUAGAUCAUUGAAAAGACGAACAACUUAAAGAUAUGCAAUACAUGUAUUUCAUUUGUUAAAAUUUCACUGUGUAGAUAAAAAAAACUAACUGGUCUUAGUUAUCCUGGUCAAUUGAUAUUCUAACAAUAAAAUAAUUUUGCUGUUUGAGCAACUGAUCAUCUCGGAUACUGUUUUUAUUCUGCCAACUUGUUGACUGAUAUUUGUUUAUAGCAUUGACAGAUUUGCUAUUUGGGUUGUUGGGUCGCUUGACAAUCACACAAACUGCCAUGUCGAUCUGUAGGAGAGUGUAGGCCCCUACACACAAACAUCACCCAUUAUUUUUGUAAUCAUUGAUGAAGAAAUCAUAUUGUUUUUACUGUUUACUUUGUUUUCAAAAAUUAGUUUUAUGCCAUUUUAACAAAUUGUAUAACAGCAUCGUUUAUGUCGAUAUUUUUAACAUUUAAUGUGUGUGAAAGCUUCCAGUAUUAAAUGUUGUUUUAAGAUAUUUAUUGUAUAAUACUGUCAGGCUUAUUUUUGGGUCAAUUGCUAUUUAUAUAUCUAAACUAUAUUUCUUUAACUUCCUUACCAGGGUGUAAAGUGGUUUCUGACGAUAAAAAUGUUGGAAAGAAAGGAUAGAAAAGAAAAUUAAAACUUAUCUUGAUAUUGAUGGUAAAUUUUCUUCUUCUUUCAAAAGAAAAAUAUAAUUUACAGGGUAAGUGUAGAAAUAGUUUACAUGUGUCAUUAUACAUAAAGCUGAUGCUAUGUACUGUAAACAUAUUUAUUUUGUUUCACUCGAAAUUUAAUUUAUGCGAUUAGCCAAAUGAAAACAGAUUAGUGCCAUAAUUAAUUGGCUCUACCUCUAUGCUUGCCGUAGAAAACAAAUUAUAUACAAAUAGAUCCAUCGUUCAUAAUUUAGAGAAAGUUUUCAGCAUGAAAAGUAUUUAAAUACUUGGAUUUUGAAAUACUUAUAUAUUACGUUUGCAGUAUUCAUGCUUGGAAUUUCAGCAGAGAACAACUGUAAUACAAAUUUGUGUUAAAGAUUUGCUCAAUACCUAUGUAUUUUACAUUGACCUUCUUGUCUUUUAAUUAAAUGUGUUUAUUGUAAGAAAAUUGUCAGCUUUCCCGGGCUAAUGAGACCAAAAUUGUCACAAUAUAAGGAUAUUGAGUGUUAAUAUCCCAUUCAGUACCGCUGUACAUUAUCAAUUAUUAUGCUUUGUGGGGGUCAUCGUUAUCUGUAAUAUUCACUGACAAAUCAAUAUUAUUAUAAAAAUGUGUUAAAGAUGACAAUUCAUUACAGGCUUAUUCACAAUAAAGAUAUGUUUGGUUUUUUGGUCUGGAAAAUGGGUGAUCAUAAUUCACUUCCCUCAUUGCCUAGUAAAGGAAGCGAGUGAUCACCUUGUCCGUGUUAACACCAUUUGAAGUUUACACACAUUCACAUACACAAAUUACUAAUGAGUGGGCUGAGGUAUAAUAUUAAGUGAGUUGCUGCUCACUUUAUUUCUAUUGUGUCAUUUAUUACUGUUUCACAGGGGCUUGGUACAACUUCCCAACUGCGUGGUCCAUACCUGUACAUAUAUGGACAAUGGGUUAGAAAUUGGUGUCAAGAACCUGUGUACCUUACAUGUGAGGCCAGGAUUUAUUUGUUGUGUUGUCAGUAAAUUAGAUUUCCUACCAGUGCUGUUGUGCUGGUCUCUACUGAAUACUGUACAAAUGUUGCUAGUCAGUUGUUAGUUAACAAAUAGAUCAAAAUCCUGGUAAAGCAUACACAGAGUAUAUAUGUAUCAUUAUAUUAACAUAUUUUAUAUAUCUUUAUCGUUUCAUUUUAAUGCCAUAUACAAAUAUAAUUUGUGAGGUGUGAGUUAUAGUUACAGUAAUAGACUAUAGUUUUUUUUCCAGAAUUCUGAUAUAAAGACUUGAUUUUACAUUUACUUUAAAUGUGGAGAGUUCAACUGGAGGCUCUAUCAUUGAUAGAUUUACUGAAAUUAUGAAGCGGUUGUAUAAAUGACAACAUUUUAAUAGAUACCCGGGUAUUAAAAUUGUUCUCAUUACAAGCAAAUUAUUUUGAUAUUGGUAACAAAGAGUUCAUGUCCAAAGAAAUGUGUCUAUAUAUACUUUCCAAGUUGUUCUUGAUCAAAGAACUAGGAACAAUAGCUCAAGUAUACAGAGAAAUGUUCAGAGUCAUCCUUUGUAUUAAGACGGUUUCCUCUAUGUAGUUAUCUCCCCUUAAUCCAUCAAUGGAGGGUCUGUACAUCAUGGUUGUUCUCAUUUAUCACUGUAUAAGUGGUUGGACUCAUUGGACCAAAGUUGUUUGUUUAUGAAAUAUUAACAAACCUAGUGAUUUUAUGUUGAAUUUUGUCUGUAUUAAGAUGCAGGUCCAUCAAGAUUUAUACCUGAAAUGGUUAAAUGUUGACAAAAACCGAUUUGUCCACAUAAAUGAACAGGCACCAUGUAUACAAUGUAAGAAUUAUAGAAGAGAUAAAUAUAGAUAUCAAAGCUGCAUGGAUAUGUCGGACCGAAGAUGGUUCAAUAUGAAGUGUUUAUUCUGUAAGGAGCGUAGGAACAAAUACCAAGGUAUACACAUUACUUUAUUUCUCUAAUAUUUGAUGUAUUCUGUGUAAUUCAUAUAAACAUACAUACAAUGGAUAUUUAAAAUGUUACAUAGAAAUUUUGCAGUGAAUUUCAAGGAUCGUGUAAUGGAAGGUAAAAAGUUUUUUUAGUUGACAAGAUUUCAUGAACAAUUUUUGAACAAAUUCUUUUUUUAAAGAUUUUUGAAAAAAAUUAGGGAAAUAUUUUCCCAAAACUUAUAUUUACUGGUGAUGUGACUACAGAGGCAUUUUGUGUGGUUAGGUGAUAUGAGUGGUAGUGUUUUAGAGUGAGUGAGGACUUAAUACUGUGACAUCUUUAUACUAAAUACCAAAGGUGACGGGGUGGAGAUGUCAAUCAUAGAAGUGCUUUUAUUAUACAUAUGGGAUCAGUUUACAAUGAUAGAUUUGUUAUUUAGUAUGUUAUCAAGAAUGAAAACAUUCUUACUGGUUAACUAUCAUUGCCUGGUUCGCCCAGUGAUUUGGUUCUCCACUAAUCUGAAUGUUUCUGAUGUUUUAUCUGCCUUAAAACUUUUGAUAUGGGUUUUUUGGUCAAUGAGAUUUUCAAAAGGCUGAUAAUAGGUUAGUUCACCACUUGAACCUUCCAACUGUAAUGUGAAACUUUUCCAGGCCAUUUUCAAAAACACAUCUAUUAUAGUAGUUAUCAUCUUCGUUCAUAAGAUGGACAGUAAGAAAGGCUAUACAUUUUGUACUUAGAAAAGGAUCAAUUUCAUGUCGCUACACUUUAAGUGGAGUUUUAUACAUUUGUCAAACUUAGGCAUUUUACUAGAUAUUCCCAUACAUAUCUAUUGAAGAAAAGCUCAAUCUGUAAAGAUGAAUAAAACAAAAUCAUCUUGAAAACUUUGAUCACACACUUUUAAUACAUAAUUUUGUGCUCUGACCAUUAAUUAUAUGCUAGUUUCAAGGCUGCUAAGAGUCACAAUGGUCUCGUCUGCAUUUGUUACAAGCACUAGUAUGAAAUACUAUGAGAGCUUCACUGUAACCAAGACUAAAUCAAACUUGAGGCCAACAGAGUGUCUGCAAAUAUAUCAAGCUGUGAUUUUCUGUUUACUAAUGGACUAAACUAUAAAGUUAUAUAAGUUAUAUUUCCUGUAAUUCUAAUUACUAAUGUUUUGUGAUGUUUCUAUUUUGUAAAUGACUGUAUGUGAUAGGUAUACCAGAUAGAUAUACUGCCAUGUACAGUUUGUAUGGAAUACUGUAUAUCAAUUGUGAUUCCCCAUCUUCAAAACUUGUUACUGUAAAAUUGUACAUAUUAAAUCUCUAAGCAGACUAACAUGUUGGAAUUAUAAUAAACAUGAAUACGAGUCUGAA
Pecten maximus is the source of this 6022-nucleotide messenger RNA. Its product is annotated as SHC-transforming protein 1-like. Gene Ontology annotation, biological process: intracellular signal transduction; cell surface receptor protein tyrosine kinase signaling pathway. Gene Ontology annotation, cellular component: plasma membrane. The record is from RefSeq and is a predicted model, not a curated record. Lineage: Eukaryota; Metazoa; Mollusca; Bivalvia; Pectinida; Pectinidae. The coding region runs from base 101 to 1531 and encodes 476 amino acids. The transcript has 13 exons. Gene Ontology annotation, molecular function: receptor tyrosine kinase binding.